Ochotona princeps (American pika) is the source of this 1593-nucleotide messenger RNA. It is a transcript of the gene PDIA2, whose product is annotated as protein disulfide isomerase family A member 2. NCBI's taxonomy places the organism in Eukaryota, Metazoa, Chordata, Mammalia, Lagomorpha, Ochotonidae. Bases 8 to 1582 code for a protein of 524 amino acids. Gene Ontology annotation, biological process: response to endoplasmic reticulum stress; protein folding. The record is from RefSeq and is a predicted model, not a curated record. Gene Ontology annotation, cellular component: endoplasmic reticulum. The transcript is spliced from 11 exons. Gene Ontology annotation, molecular function: protein disulfide isomerase activity.
CACUGCCAUGGGGUGCCAGCUCCUGCCCAUGCUGCCGCCGCUGCUCCUCCUGCUGCUGCUCCUGGGGACCCCAGGGCUCCAAGGUCAGGGUCAGGAGCCUGUGGAGGAGCCCCCCGAGGCAGAGUCCCCCUCGGAGGAGGACGGGGUCCUGGUGUUGAGCCAGCACAACUUGGGCAGGGCCCUACAGGAACACCGGGCCCUGCUGGUGGAGUUCUAUGCUCCGUGGUGCAGCCACUGCCAGGCGCUGGCCCCAGAGUACAGUAAGGCAGCUGCCCUGCUGGCAGCUGAGUCAGCAGCAGUCACGCUGGCCAAGGUGGAUGCAUCUGCAGAACCAGAGCUGACUGAGGAGUUUGGGGUGACCGAGUACCCCACACUCAAGUUUUUCCGUGAUGGGAACCGCACCCACCCAGAGGAGUACACGGGCCCCCGGGAGGCCGAGGGCAUCGCCGAGUGGCUGAGGCGGCGGGUGGGGGCCAGCGCCAGGAGGCUGGAGGAUGAGGAGAGCGCCCGGGCACUGAUAGACGCCCAGGAUGUGGUGGUCAUCGGGUUCUUCCAGGACCUGCAGGACGAAGACGUAGCCACCUUCCUGGACCUGGCCCGGGACGCCCUGGACCUGACCUUCGGCCUUACAGACAGCCCGCAGCUCUUUGAAAAGUUUGGCCUCACGGAGGACACUGUGGUCCUUUUCAAGAAGUUUGACGAGGGGCGAGCUGACUUCCCGGUGGACAUGCAGCUAGGCCUGGACCUGGGGGACCUGUCACGCUUCCUGGUCACCCACAGCAUGCAUCUCGUCACAGACUUCAACAGCCAGACGUCCCCCAAGAUCUUUGCCGCCAAGAUCCUCAACCACCUGCUGCUGUUUGUCAAUGAGACGCUGGCCGCCCACAGGGAACUCCGGGCCGGCUUUGCGGAAGCUGCGCCCCCAUUCCGGGGAAAGGUGCUGUUCGUGGUGGUGGACGUGGCCGCAGACAAUGGCCACGUGCUGCAGUACUUUGGCCUCAAGGCAGACGAGGCCCCCACCCUGCGUCUCAUCAACAUGGAGACCAACAAGAAGCACGCCCCCGCAGCCGGGGAGCCCAUCACUGCAGCCUCAGUCACUGCCUUCUGCGAGGCUGUCCUCCACGGCCAAGUCCAGCCCUACCUCCUGAGCCAGGAGGUCCCCCUUGACUGGGACCAGCGGCCAGUGAAGACCCUUGUGGGCAAGAACUUUGAGCAGGUGGUGUACGAUGAAGCCAAGAGCGUGUUUGUCAAGUUCUAUGCCCCCUGGUGCAGCCACUGCAAGGAGAUGGCCCCGGCCUGGGAGGCGCUGGCUGAGAAGUACAGGGACCGUGAGGACAUUGUCAUUGCCGAGCUGGACGCCACAUCCAAUGAGCUGGAGGGCCUCACCGUGCACGGCUUCCCGACCCUCAUGUACUUCCCUGCAGGGCCGGGUCGCAAGAUGAUCGAAUACAAGAGCAACCGCGACGUGGAGACCUUCUCCAAGUUUCUAGACAACGGGGGCGAGCUGCCUCCAGAGGAGCCCGCGGCCCCCUCACCAGAGCCGCCAGCCAAUGCCACGGUGGAGCCCAAGGAAGAGCUGUAGGCGGGCCCUGC